Messenger RNA from Saccharomycopsis crataegensis, 765 nucleotides. RefSeq lists its product as uncharacterized. Gene Ontology annotation, molecular function: protein binding. The record is from RefSeq and is a predicted model, not a curated record. The transcript has a single exon. The coding region runs from base 1 to 765 and encodes 254 amino acids. NCBI's taxonomy places the organism in Eukaryota, Fungi, Ascomycota, Saccharomycetes, Ascoideales, Saccharomycopsidaceae.
AUGAUGAUGCAUGGUUCCGUUCUUCUUGAUUUGCCACCAGAAGUAUGGCUUAAUAUUCUCAAGCACCUAGACUACCAGGAUUGGGAACUCGUAGGGUCAUCGGCUUAUUAUUUUAGGGAGCUUAUCAGAUGCAAUCAACGAUAUCUUUUCCAUCUUCGAGUAAAAGAUGCCGUCAAACCAGCAUUAUCUCGAAAACUUUUCUAUAGCUCAACACCAUUCAAUGAUAUCGGAGCAUCACAGGAAUAUCUCUUAAUUUCUGGGAAGGACCGAAUGGAAAUCUUGGGGCGGUCUCCGUUUAUUCAACAAAUCAUGAUGACCAAAGUACCGGGGAUAUACAAGGAGCUGGUUUUCAACAAUGUGGUUUCACAACAAUUGAUAUUGACCCGAUUUUUCCAAAAUAGAAACUUGAAGCUUCGUCUCAGCUUCCACUUGAUGAAUAGACCAUCAAAGAAGCAGUUAGUUGAGAGAGGGAUCUUGAAGUACGGAAACGGGGUUAGUGGGACGAUACAUGUGCUAAUCGGCGUACUAAAGAAGAAUUCCAUAGAAGAUAUGCUCCGAAAUUUUGUUAAGAGUUACAGAUACCACAACAAUUUAUGGAGAAGGCAAGAAAAAGGGGGAAAUGAUAUCCAAAUGAUCAUUAAACGGUUGAACAACAGUAAUGGGCAGUGCGAACAAACGCAUCGGAGCAUCGGAAAAGUCGAUGAGGAUGUUUUGAGGAGUAUUAAAAUACAAAACAAAAGAUUAAUGUUUGAAAGAAUGACAUGA